UACUAUCAGUGGAUAAAAUAUGUAUGUGUUAGCUUGUUGGGGGAUGCCCAUGGGUUGGAGAUCGGAGGAGUCUGGUGAGAGAAAGGCAGGUUGAGGUUGCCAGCGUUAGAGUAUUGCAGAGUGUCGUAUGCCAAAGCAGUGGAGAGGAAGAUGGGUACAUCAGGGUGAGGGAUCCUGAGUGGAUUUCCUCUGAGUAGAGCACAGGGGGAUGGGAAGAAUAUGUGCUUCAGUAAGGUGGGGCGGUUUUAGCAGUUAUAGCCACGGUUGUCCAUUGUUCUGCAAAAACGGAUCGUAAAGUCACAGAAAAUAGAAGUUGUGGUGGAAGCGGCUGUGAUGUACUUUGGAUUGUGAGGAUUUACUGCAGAACAGUUGCAGUGGGUGUUGAGUGGUAGUGUUCUGUCCUCAGACCACUGGUCUGGACUAGGAUUAGACAGGGUUAAAUAGUGGAAUGGGGUGGUAGUGUUCUGGACUAGGAUUAGACAGGGUUAAAUAGUGGAAUGGGGUGGUAGUGUUCUGGUCUGGAGUAGGUUUAGACAGGGUUAAAUAGUGGAAUGGGGUGGUAGUGGUCUGGACUAGGAUUAGACAGGGUUAAAUAGUGGAAUGGGGUGGUAGUGUUCUGGACUAGGAUUAGACAGGGUUAAAUAGUGGAAUGGGGUGGUAGUGGUCUGGACUAGGAUUAGACAGGGUUAAAUAGUGGAAUGGGGUGGUAGUGUUCUGGACUAGGAUUAGACAGGGUUAAAUAGUGGAAUGGGGUGGUAGUGUUCUGGACUAGGAUUAGACAGGGUUAAAUGGUGGAAUGGGGUGGUAGUGUUCUGUCCUCAGACCACUGGUCUGGACUAGGAUUAGACAGGGUUAAAUAGUGGAAUGGGGUGGUAGUGUUCUGGACUAGGUUUAGACAGGGUUAAAUAGUGGAAUGGGGUGGUAGUUUUUUAAAGAGGGUUAAUAGUUGCCAUGGUAAUUGUCCUUGUUCCCGUAUUACCGGAAGUAAAUGCAGGUCUGUUGUGACGGGCCUCCCACUCCAGUACAGUAGGCGGCGGUGUAAUGCAGACAAAUCCGCCAAAACAAAUCAUAAAGAAGAAGAAGCGACUCAUCAGUAGCAGCUUGCUAAACCAAACAAAAAAAGAGUUAAAAGUGUCCAGACACGUCCCAUGGAUGUUAGGCAAUGUGUUUUAAAUACACUUAUGUUUACACCUUAGUACCGUUAAUCGGGUUUUUUAAUUUCACAUCCAGUUAGGGACGAGGUUGUUUGUCUGCUGCUAAUGUUAUAGAUAGAUGGCUACGGCCGUUUCGAACGCACCAGUAGCUGAAGCUAACGUAGUUAACUUUUCACCAACACGUUUUCCAGAAAUAAACAAACGGCUUGUAACAAUUUAUAUAUUAAGUUAAAGGAUUCAUUUUUUACUUCGGCGAGUAAAGAACCGUCGGUGUCCCCAUCUCUCGUCAAACCCGCUGGCUACUAUAAGUAUAUUUUUGUUGGUAUAUUGACCUAAGCUAGUUGACUAACAUUCCCGACAAUGAGCUCACUAAGUUACUCCCCCCUUGUUAAAGAAGAGGAGGUCUGCUGGACGGAGAAAGAGGGUAUGUUGGUGAACAAUGUCGUGGAAGAGGACGUUAUUACAGCGAAGGAGGAGGAUGAAGAAGAGGAUGCCGUUUUUGGAGAGGAGAAUGAGGCUGCCACAGUGAAAGAAGAAGAGGAGGAUGUUACAGUGAAAGAGGAGGAAGAACCUUUUGGAGAGGAAGAGCAGGAUAUCUCAAAAGAGGAAGAUGAAGUCGUUUUGGGAGUGAAAGAGGAGGUGACUGAUGAUCUGAUUAACACCAGAGAGAGACCAGACUCUCACUCUGACAGCGGGAAGAGUCCUUCAGAGGAUCCAGAUCCAGAGACGUCCAAACCAGCAAGACAACACCACUACUGCCAUUGUGGAAAGAGUUUUUGGUGGUUAGGGCACUUUAGAGACCAUAAGAGAAUGCACAUAGGGGAGAAGCCUUACCAAUGCUCCCAGUGUGAAAAAAGUUUUAGCCACUUAUGGAGCCUGAAAUUGCAUAAUAGAAUACACACAGGAGAUAAGCCUUUCCACUGCUCCCUGUGUGGAAACAGUUUUACCCACUUAAGGGCCCUGAAAAGACAUGAAAAGACACACACAGAAGAUAAGGCUCAUCACUGCUCCCAGUGCGGAAAGAGUUUUACCCUGUUAGGGAGCCUAAAAAGACACGCGAGAAUACACUCUGGAGAAAAGCCUCACCACUGCUCUCAGUGUGGAAAGAGUUUCAGCUGGUUAACAAGCCUGAAAAUACACGAGAGAACACAUACAGGGGAGAAGCCUUUCCACUGCUCUCAGUGUGGGAAAAAAUUUUCCCAGUUAGGGGAUCUAAAAGAACAUAAGAGAACGCACACCGGAGAAAAGCCUUACCACUGUUCCCAGUGUGGGAAGAGAUUCACCCGGUCAGGAAACCUGAAAAAUCAUGAGCUAACACACUCUGUAUAUAAGCCUUAUCACUGCUCCCAGUGUGAAAAAACAUUUUUUUCAUCAAAUGCCCUGAAACAACAUGAGUUAACACAUGCUGAAGAGAAACCUUUCCACUGUUCGCAGUGUGGAAAGAGAUUUUUCUUAUCAGGGCGCCUGAAAAGACAUGAGCUAAUACACUCUGCGGAGAAGCCUUUCCACUGUUCUUAUUGCGAAAAGAGUUUUAAGAGUUUAUGGAACAUGAAAGUGCAUCAAAAAACACACACAAAGGAGAAGCCGUCCACUGCUCCCACUGUGGGAUGAAAUGUACACGGUUUCAACAAUUUGAAAGAGCAUGAAAGAAUCAACAGCGGAGAGAAGUUAUUAGUGGUCCCAGAGUGGGAAGGGAUAUAGAACAACACAUGGGAUUAGAGCCACUUGUGAAAGAAAGUUUGGUUUAUUUAUUGUGUAUAAAAAUGUUGUGAAAGAUAUAUUGUUCACGUGGAAUAUCCCUUUACUAUGUUCCUAGAAUCGUAUUUAAAGGGUUACAUCUCAGAUGCCGUGAGGGAACAUUUAUUUGAACAGUUUUUUUUGGGGGGGGGGUAUCUGUACUUUACUUUUUAAAAACUUAUUUGACUACAUUCCUAAAGAAAAUAAUGUACUUUUUUUACUCCGUACAUUUUCCCUGACACCCAAGAGUACUCAUUACAUUUUGAAUGCUUAACAGGACAGGAAAAUGGUCCAAUUCACACACUUAUCAAGAGGACAUCCCUACUGCGUCUGAUCUGGCGGACUCACUAAACACAAACGCUUCAUUCGUAACUGAGUCAGGGGCUCCAACCCUCAGACAUAUCUGUGAAUUAAAAAAAAAAUAAAAAAUUGUGCUGUCUUGUUUGCCUAGUAUAAGGAAUUUUAAAUUAUUUAUACUUUUAACUUUUAAAAUCAAAUACUUUUAGACUUUUACUCUUUUACUGGGUGACUUUCACUUUUAGUUGAGUAAUUUUCUGUUAAGGCAUCUUUACUUUUACUCAAGUAUGAUAUAUGUAUGAUUUAUCAAGUAUGAUUGGGUCCCACCACUGUUCAUCAACAAACUGUGUGACCUGAACUUUAUUUUUGUGAGUAGCCUACAAAAAAUAAAUAGGUACACAUGACCACUGGGGUACACAUGACCACUGGGGCACACAUGUCCACUAGGGCACACAUGACCACUAGGGCACACAUGACCACUAGGGCACACAUGACCACUAGGGCACACAUGACCACUAGGGUACACAUGGACUUAAAGUUCAUGCAGUUCAAGAACACACACACAGUGCUCCCAUUGUCUGAUAUUUUUGACUGAGAACGUGUUUUUGUUUUUGACGUUCCUGACUAGAUAGACUGCAUGCACAGAGACUGUCCUGACUCUAUAGACUGCAUGCACAAAGACUGUCCUGACUCGAUAGACUGCAUGCACAGAGACUGUCCUGACUCUAUAGACUGCAUGCACAGAGACUGUCCUGACUCAAUAGACUGCAUGCACAGAGACUGUCCUGACUCUAUAGACUGCAUGCACAGAGACUGUCCUGACUCAAUAGACUGCAUGCACAGAGACUGUCCUGACUCUAUAGACUGCAUGCACAGAGACUGUCCUGACUCAAUAGACUGCAUGCACAGAGACUGUCCUGACUCGUUUUUCAUGCACCUUGUUGUUGUUGUUGAAAUACGGCAUCAAAGACAUUAGCGAGAUGUACAAUUGCGCAACUAAAAUCUUCUCUGCAAAAACGUCUAAAUGAUUUACAGAUUUCUUGAUUUAACUAAUUAAUUGAUUAAUUCUGAUUAUUUUGGAAGUGCAGUUGUCCUUUUAUAUGGUUAAAUCUAAGAUUGUGUGAGGGAACGUUGAUUUGAACAGGUGUACAGUGCAUUUGCUAAAAGACUCUGAGACCAUGAGAAACAAGAUUCUCUAGUCUAAUGAAACCAAGAUUGAACUCUUUGGCCUGAAUGCUAAGCGUCACGUCUGGAGGAAACCUGGCACCAUCCCUUCGGUGAAGC
This is a messenger RNA of Oncorhynchus mykiss (rainbow trout), 4472 nucleotides long. RefSeq lists its product as uncharacterized. The record is from RefSeq and is a predicted model, not a curated record. Gene Ontology annotation, molecular function: DNA-binding transcription factor activity, RNA polymerase II-specific. Gene Ontology annotation, cellular component: nucleus. Lineage: Eukaryota; Metazoa; Chordata; Actinopteri; Salmoniformes; Salmonidae. Gene Ontology annotation, biological process: regulation of transcription by RNA polymerase II.